AUGAGCGCCGAGAACUACGUGGAAGGGGACCUCGGCCCUGUCUUCAACCAGGCGGAACCGCUUACCUUGCCGGUGGUUGUACAGCUGCUGCGCGGGCGUCGCGACACCGGCGACGAUGCCGGUUUGGAAUCUCCCGCCAUGGCCCUCAUUGAGCGGACACGUGAGCAGGCUGAGCUGAUGCAGGAGACCUGCGCAGACGAGAAUAGUGUGCAACACGUCAUGAAGAUGAAAUUGCGUCUACAUGACGAAAGCGAGACAGGCUUUGCGAAUUCACAUUUGGCGAAUUUCAUCCUUGACAGUGAGGGAAAUGUGACGGGAAUGCGGGACCCGGCGGAGGACGGGGAUGACCAUAGCGCACUAAAGACUGCACGCAUGAGGCCCUUUGAGGUGGUUGCGUUGGGGACGCUCUGCCCAAAGACUGUGGAGGAGGCGCUGGUGCUUGUGCCCUCGCUCGCUCGCUACGAGCCCAGCGACCUGAACCUCGCGCUGAACACGCUGGUGUCUCUUUGA
This is a messenger RNA of Trypanosoma rangeli, 510 nucleotides long. Its product is annotated as DNA-directed RNA polymerase. Gene Ontology annotation, molecular function: translation initiation factor binding; nucleotide binding. The record is from RefSeq and is a predicted model, not a curated record. Gene Ontology annotation, cellular component: P-body; RNA polymerase II, core complex. The transcript has a single exon. Bases 1 to 510 code for a protein of 169 amino acids. NCBI's taxonomy places the organism in Eukaryota, Euglenozoa, Kinetoplastea, Trypanosomatida, Trypanosomatidae. Gene Ontology annotation, biological process: positive regulation of translational initiation; nuclear-transcribed mRNA catabolic process, deadenylation-dependent decay; transcription initiation at RNA polymerase II promoter.